UUCAAGGACAACAAAGACAAGCCCAGCCUUGGAAGGGUCCUCAGCAACAGCCCUGCCUGCUGUCCAGCUUUCUGAGCAGGUCCCACUGACAUCUCCUUCCCUGAAGCCCCUGCAGGUGGACGAAGACGACAGCCUGUCUCCUCACCUCCUGUUGCCAGAUAGCAUCAGCCAGCUGGAAGAGUUUGGCAGGCAGAAAAAAUGGCACAAGAAGCAGCACAGACACCAUCGCCAGAGGCAGUUCAAUGACCUCUGGGUUCGGAUAGAAGACAGCACCACCACGUUGCCUUCCUACAUCAGGAUAACCAACGGCUACAUCACAGUUAAACCUCCCAUUUGGAUUUCAAACCGGCUGGAUCAGAGACCACGUUCAGAUCGCCCAUCCCAGCCUCAGCCUACAAGCUCAGCUUCAGCCAGCAUUUUAUGGCCAUCAAUAACUUCUCCUCUCUGUGUGGCCAUAGCUUCUUUUCUCCUGAAUCUACUGCAGCCUUCCUGACCACAUUAGUAUUACGUGCAAUCUUUUGGAAUAGAGAAGAGAGAUAAUUUAUGAACGAAUUGGAGGUUAAGACAACAACAGUUACAAGCUGGACCUUCUCAGUGAAUCAGUAGUGCCUUCUAGCUGAUUUUGUCUCUUUGCCCAGAUACAUUUUGAAACUCUAAAGCUUUAUUGUAACACUGACUUACAUCUUCUUUUUGUAGAAGGAUCUUUAUUUCCCAUAGUGCUAUGGGGUUUUGUAAAAUAUACAUGUUCAUAUAAAGAAAAAAAAAGAAAAAGAAAAAAUGUAUUUAUUCGACUGGUAAACUUAUUUUUCUUGUUGUAUAUGUUAAUAACAUCCCUAUUAAUCAGUAGCGAUGGUGAAACAGAUAAAUUAAUAUUUUCUAUAUUUGUUUUCUAACUGACAACUCUGCAAAUGUCUGAACUGACACCAAAUGAAUGGCUGCUUUGUUUCUUUAACCAUUACUUUUUACAGCAACUGUCCAAUAAGUACAAUUCUGCUGAACUUCUUUAUUUACUUUUCUUUAUCUCAUUAGCAUAGCUUACACUGAAUAAAGCAGAUCCUGCUCUUGGUGGCCUAUGCCCAUUAGAAAAAUCGGUGCAUUCUUAACUCAAGUUAGCUGCUACAACCUAAAAUCCUAGUUAUUUUUAUAUGACUUAAUAAGUCAUUAGUCAAAAUAACCCCCUAAGUUCUCCUGUUGUCUUUAACUAAACUAUUUAACUUCUUUGGAAAUUACCAAUUUCCCUCUUUGUCCUGGGAUUAAUUCAUUAGCUAAUGCAAAUUAAGACAGCAUUUUCUUAAUAAAAAAUUGCUUUUACAGUC
Messenger RNA from Pelecanus crispus (Dalmatian pelican), 1316 nucleotides. The record is from RefSeq and is a predicted model, not a curated record. Lineage: Eukaryota; Metazoa; Chordata; Aves; Pelecaniformes; Pelecanidae.